AUUUGUUUCAGCAUUUAGGUGAAAGAGGUCUAGAAUGGCAGCAGCAAAAAUGGGCCAUACUUACAUACAAUGGAUGUAUUCGAUUAUAGUGAGCAUCGGUUUCCUCAUAUAUGGAAUGGAGAUUGGAUGGACGUCACCAAUGCAGAAAGUUUUACAAGCUGACACCUCUCCUCUGGGGCAUCCCAUCUCGACGACCAUGAUAUCCUGGAUUGCCAGUAUCGUUGUAUUUAGUUCUGCUGGUGCUGUACCAAUCUACUCAUACUUGGCAAAUGUUUACGGGAGGAAAUGGAUGGUUGUUGCAACCACGAUACCUCAGAUGAUAUCAAGCAGUAUAAAAAUAUUAUUUCCAAACAUCACAGCGCUAUGCAUAGCCCGAACUUUGUCCGGUGUUUUUACUGGCGGCGUAUUCGUAGUUGGGCCAAUGUAUGUAAGAGAAAUCAGCCAGUCAGACAUGAUAGGAUCCUUAGGAUCCAUCCAGGUGGUACUGCAGAAUAUGGGCUUCUUGAUAAUAUACUUACUUGGCGCGUACAUGGAGUAUUUUCAUGUUUUGUACGUAAUGGCUGCGUUUCCAGUAUUGAUGGCUUUGCUGAUGUUAAGAGCGCCGGAAUCUCCAGCGUUUUUGGUCAAAUUGGGGAAGAUUGAGGAAGCACAUAAAGCUGUUGCGUAUCUUCGAGGUUUGGAUACGGAUGAUAAAAUUGUGAUAACAGAAGUGGAAGCUAUGCAGCGUCAGGAAAAAGAGUUUCAGGAAAUGCCUAAGCUCAAUUUUAUUAGUAUUCUUCAAGAUAAAGCUUGGAGACGUGGUCUGAUAAUUAUCCUCAUCGUCUUCACGUUUCACGCUUGGAACGGUGCUUUCGCGAUCAUUGCUUACGCCUCUGCCAUCUUGUCUUCGACGGGAGUAGAUUUUGGCAUAAGUCCAGAAUUGCAAACGCUAAGUUUUCCCAUAGUUAGUAUUAUGGCAUCAUUUACUUUGACUGCGAUUGCUGAAAAGUUUGGAAGAAAGCCCUUACUAGCGGGAACCUUCUUCAUGGCGGUGUUUUCUCAAUCAAUCCUUGGUAUCGCAAUGUUGAUGCAGAAGUAUGGGUAUGUCAUACCAAGCUGGCUGCCAGUUGUGUGCAUGAUAAUAUCUGUGGCCAGCUAUGCGGGUGGGGUACGCCCCUUACCUUAUAUAAUAUUGACGGAAAUGUUUAGUUUUCAGGUCCGAACGAGAGUCAUGGGUUGUGUCGUAACCCAUGCGUGGAUAACCGGUGCUAUUCAGCUUUUUGCAUAUGCACCUUUAGCUGAUGCCUUCGGUCUACCAGCUACGUUUAUUAUUUUUGGGAUUUUCAAUCUUUUAGGAGCAAUUGUAACCUUCUUCUUACCCGAGACCAGGGGAAAGACUGAUGAAGAGAUUCAACAACAGUUGAUAAAAAGCCCUAUAACGACUAGCACGGUAUAGGUCUUAAUCGUCAGAAUUAUAUAUUGGAAAUUUGAAUUAGCGAAAUGGCCAAAUUGUUUGAGACUUUGUGGGAGACGAGUACUGUUAUAUCGCGUAAUUGUUAAGUAAAGCCAGUCAUUAUUUAUAUGCCAUGGUAUAAGUCAGAUAUGUUUUUAAAUAUAAAAACUUAUUUUAAAUACUGUGUGCGUACCGAACUUGUCUGUGCUAUUCGUGGUAUGACAUUAAUCUGUUAUUGAUUUAUUAGCUUUGAACUAUUGUGAGACUUCAAAAUUUGUUCAUAGAAAUACAUAUUUUAAUAAUCUUACAUCAGUAA
Messenger RNA from Pieris brassicae (large cabbage white), 1748 nucleotides. RefSeq names its product facilitated trehalose transporter Tret1-2 homolog. Gene Ontology annotation, cellular component: membrane. Gene Ontology annotation, molecular function: transmembrane transporter activity. The record is from RefSeq and is a predicted model, not a curated record. Gene Ontology annotation, biological process: transmembrane transport. Bases 35 to 1435 code for a protein of 466 amino acids. NCBI's taxonomy places the organism in Eukaryota, Metazoa, Arthropoda, Insecta, Lepidoptera, Pieridae. The transcript has 7 exons.